AUGGGUCAACCAUUUUGUUUUGAUGACAAAGUAGUUAUAGUUACUGGUGGCGCAGCUGGAAUCGGUUCCGGAUUGGUCCGUGCUAUACUUUCGCAAAAUGCCAGGCAUGUUGCAUACCUUGAUGUUGCCCAACGUGAAGGGGAGGUGCUGGAAAGGGAACUUAUGAAUGUAUUUGGCACUCUUAAAGUUAUGUUUAUAAAAUGUGAUGUUGCAAACGAAACACAGCUUAAUUUUGCCUUCAAAAAAGUAUUAAAUAAGUUCCACAGGCUUGAUGUAGUAAUAAACAACGCCGCUAUACUUAAUAACGAAGAGACUUUAUACAAGCGAAUGGUGGACGUCAAUUUUACAGCAGUUAUAUCCGGCACAAUGUUGGCGUUAGCUUCAAUGGGAAUUGAUAAAGGCGGUUCUGGAGGCGUCAUAAUUAACGUUUCAUCAAUGUUGGCUCUUCAGCCAUACAUGCAUUUGCCUGUAUAUUCUGCCACAAAAGCAGCAGUACUUCAAUUUACGAAUAAUAUUGCUACGAAUGAUUUAUAUACAAGAUCGCAAGUUCGCAUGAUGACUGUCUGUCUUGGACCGACUGAUACUGCUCUUCUAUAUAAACAAAUUUCAGAACAGUUUGAUAACGGUUCUACACAAUGCAUAGUUUCACGAGAUGCAGAAAGACAAAGGGUAGAAUCAGCUGUAAAUGGUAUAAUAGAUGUAAUAAAGAAAGCCGAAAACGGCUCAACCUGGGUAAUAGCUAGUAAUGAACCUCCCGUGGAUAUAACCGUAAGCGUUAAGGAAGGGUUACGAAUUUUAUGUAAUUAA
Molecule: messenger RNA, 807 nt
Organism: Parnassius mnemosyne (clouded apollo)
Lineage: Eukaryota; Metazoa; Arthropoda; Insecta; Lepidoptera; Papilionidae
Source: the annotation of a GenBank genome assembly